Messenger RNA from Brassica napus (rape), 1083 nucleotides. RefSeq lists its product as uncharacterized. Lineage: Eukaryota; Viridiplantae; Streptophyta; Magnoliopsida; Brassicales; Brassicaceae. Bases 1 to 1083 code for a protein of 360 amino acids. Gene Ontology annotation, molecular function: nucleic acid binding; zinc ion binding. The transcript is spliced from 2 exons. The record is from RefSeq and is a predicted model, not a curated record.
AUGGACCUCCCGCGACAAUACUUUAUGAUCAGGUUCGGAGAAGAAGAUGAGUAUUUGGCGGCGCUUGCAGGGGGGCCUUGGAGAGUGUUCGGGAGUUACCUUGUGGUACAAGCAUGGACACCAUCCUUCGAUCCCAUAAAUGAUGAUAUCGUAACGACCCCUGUGUGGAUACGGUUGGCAAAUAUCCCUAUCAAUUUCUAUCACAAAUCCAUCUUGAUGGGAAUCGCUAAGGGGCUAGAAAAACCGGGCAAAGUGGAUUUAACGACGUUGAACUUCGAAAGGGCAAGAUUCGGCAGGAUUUGUGUUGAGGUGAACCUGAGAAAACCUUUGAAGGGCUCGAUAGUGAUAAACGGAGACAGAUACUUUGUAUCAUAUGAAGGUCUAUCGCAAAUCUGUUCUAGCUGUGGGAUGUUUGGCCACUUGGUGCAUAAGUGUCCGAAUGUAAUCCAAGAGCGAACGGCCAUUGACAGGACCUCUAAAGUUCAGAGAACCAAUCCGGCGGAAGCACCUCAGGGUUCUAAUUGUAACUCAGGUCAAGCACGCCAGGAGGAGGAUGGUUUUGGAAGGUUGAUGGAAGAUUUGGAAUCUCCGGAGAUAAGGCAAGAAGUGGUUGGUCAAGAUGAGAAUAAGGAGAAUGAGAUUAUUCAGGGAAAUGCGAAUAUUCAGAUUCACAAAAAUCAAACGAAGAGUGUGAAUCGCGAAUCAGGAGUGAUUUUUUCGGCGGGACCCAAAGUAAACCCACCGAUAAUAAAGAAGCAAAUAGGAGGAUAUAAAGGCCCGAAAAACAAAAACACAAGGCCCAAAUCAGUCUCGAAGUCAAAGCCCAUGAGAGGGCUUGUGUUUGGUCCAACCGGAGGAGGGAUUGAACUGUCAAGCAACGAGAAACGAUUGAGAGUCGAACAGGAUAAUCUGGGGAGAUCCGGUGGUCUCUUUCUACAGGAUAGCCCUGUUAGAGUAGAUGGAGUUCUUCCCCAAUUGGCUGAUAAGGGUACGGAGUCGAACCCGAUCUUGGAUGUGGUGGAUGCGAAUUUGGGAAACGAUGCAGGUAUGCAUGAAGUCCCAUCGGAGAUAAUGGAGUCUUAG